Lucilia sericata (common green bottle fly) is the source of this 1563-nucleotide messenger RNA. RefSeq lists its product as uncharacterized. The record is from RefSeq and is a predicted model, not a curated record. Bases 1 to 1563 code for a protein of 520 amino acids. NCBI's taxonomy places the organism in Eukaryota, Metazoa, Arthropoda, Insecta, Diptera, Calliphoridae. The transcript has 4 exons.
AUGGAAAAUUUAAAGGAUUCCCUUAGUGUCCAACUGUUUGUAGGAGAAACUGAUGAUCGUCCCUGGGAUUACAAUAUAUUUGUGGUGGAUUCAUUGUUAAAGUUUUCAAUUCCCUAUUCUGCCCAUGAACGUGAUUAUUACUUCUUUAUUUUAUUAACAUGGAGUUCUGAAUAUCUUCUGGAUUAUAAUUUAUUAGAAAUUUUUAAAAUUUGUUUAAAAUUCAACGUGAAAAACGUCGCUGUUAUGGUGAAAUCUCGUUUGUAUAAUUAUUUUAGUUUCUAUUCGUAUGAGUUGUAUAGUCCAGAUAUGUGUGCUGAAGAUAUAAUGUUGCAAGAAGUUAAUCGUUAUGAAAAUGGUCAACUUAAAUUUGAUUUAUUAUUUCCGAUAAUUGCGAGUAAUUUGUUUGGUUGUCCCGUUAAGAUUUCUGCUGAACUUAUACAGCCAUUUAUAACAUUUGAUGGAGAUUUAAAGAAUGAAACUCAUUUGAUGGACAUGAAACGUUUGGGUGGAAUAGAGGGUGAAAUUUUGAAACUGAUUGCAGAGGCAUUAAAUUUUAAAAUUCAUAUGCGUUUUAGUCGAAACUUCAGUGUGAUUGGAUUACGUUAUAAUUCCACUGGCUGUUUUAGUGAUUUGGAGUGUAGACGUUCUAAAAUAGCCAUUGGUGGUUUGAGUUCAACAUUGGAAUAUCAUCACCUAUUAACCAAAUCAAUUGUUUAUCACACAACUCCCUAUAAGUUUGUGGUUCGUAACGAUAUAUAUUUUGGACCCAUAAAACAAUUAAUAAAUCCCUUGGACGGACCCACGUGGUUUAUUAUAUUAAUAUUCUUCAGUGUAUCCACGUUUCUCAUUCAAAUAAUUAUUCGUUAUAAGAUGACACAGUUGCGUGAUUUUAUAUUUGGUAUCAAAAAUAAGAGUCCAACUUUUUAUUUGUUUAUAACUUUUCUGGGUUAUGGAAUGCCAAAUCAAAUAAUGCCGACACGAAAUUUUGCCCGAUUUAUACUUAUGUCAUGGCUAUUAUUGGCACUUGAGAUACGAACUGGUUAUUUGGGUAAAAUGUUUGAUAGUUUAAGACUAGGAAAACGCAUGCCAGUACCUGAAACUAUAGCGGAACUUACUGCCCGGGACUAUACAUUAUUGAAUCCCAUAUAUACGAGUUUCUAUCCCAUGAAUAAAACUAUCAUAUGGCUAGAUAGAUUUUCAACACUGCAGCAAAUACAAACAAGUGAAAUGCGCUUAACAGGGGCUGUUAUUUUGGACUAUUGGGCCUAUUAUAAAUUUCAAAAUCGUAGUAUUACCACUUUGAUACCUGUUGCAGAGACCAUACACUCAUAUCAAUGUGUCAUGUAUUUCAAUAAACAUUCAUUGUUGCAGAAUAGUUUCGAUAAAAAAUUAAAAUUAUUUACUGAUUCGGGAAUAACUGCACAUAUUGCCAAGAGACACGUUCAUUCAAAUUUUAAAUCUAUGAUGAAUACUCAGUCGCAGGAUUUUGCAUUCAAAACGGAAGAGUUGCAAAGAAUCAAAAAUUACGUUAAAAUACUGUAUAAUAAUGGUGAUGGUUCUUAA